Molecule: messenger RNA, 1243 nt
Organism: Fragaria vesca subsp. vesca
Lineage: Eukaryota; Viridiplantae; Streptophyta; Magnoliopsida; Rosales; Rosaceae
Product: UPF0553 protein-like
Exons: 7
Coding region: 36-953 (305 amino acids)
Source: RefSeq, a predicted model, not a curated record
CACACCGUGUUACAGUUGUUUUCAACUUGGCAGCCAUGGAUGAUGUCAGGGGUACCUCUGCUUGGGUGGCCAACCACUCCUCCCACGUCGUCGUCGACUCCUCCGGGAUUGAGAAAGUUGCGGAGACAAUAGACGAGAUUCCGAAGGUGAACUGGGAUUUCGAAGGGAUUCAUUACUUUGACAAUGGGCCGCUCACUGUUCAGUACCUGUUUGUGUUGGAUGCUUUGAAUUUCUGUUUCUGGCCAGAUAAGGACUUAAAUUACGACAAUUUGGCAGCGGGUCUAAAGGAAGCUCUACUAAAUGACAAAUCUGCAUUUGAUGCUGAUCGUCUGCAGAAGUACACUGGUCCUGAACUAAGGAAGCUGUUGAAAUGGCCUAGGCCACUACCUUUGGAGGAUGAGAGAGUUCGCUUGUUACAUGAGGUUGGAUUUGAGCUUGAGAGAAGCUUCGAUGGAAAAGCGUCCAAUCUUGUGGAGUCCUGUGGAAAAUCAGCUGUUAAGCUUGUAGCUAUGGUCACUCGUCACUUUCCUGGCUUUCGAGACCACUCGGUGUACAAAGGCCACCAAGUAUUCUUGUAUAAAAGAGCGCAGAUACUUGCUGCAGAUCUAUGGGGUGCAUAUGGUGGCAAAGGAUAUGGAGAAUUUUAUGACAUUGCAUCAAUCACUAUUAUGGCGGACUAUAUUGUUCCAGCUGUGCUGCGGAAGCUUGGUGUGCUCAAAUAUAGUGAAACCCUUGCCAGCAUGAUUGAGAAGAAAAGUGAAAUAGAUCCGGGCAGUGAGGAGGAAGUUGAACUACGAGCAUGCUCCAUAUAUGCCGUAGAGAAAAUGAAGGACUUGAUCAGCAUAAAAUUAGGGAGGAAGGUUCUGAGUAUUGAGUUAGACCUUUGGCUGUGGUCUUUUGGCAUCCAAAUUCCUGCUCUGCAACACCACCGAACACUCUCUAUCUAUUAUUGAGUGUGACUGCACCACAUACUAGAAAGAUGGAUAACUUUUGGCUUUAAAGUUUCAGUUAGUCUUUGGAGGGGAUAGAUGAACAAAUUCUGGCAUCCUGCUUUCGUUUCAGAAAGGUUGCGGCUUUUCAAAUUUUACAGGCCAAUGUAGUUCCUAGCUGCCUACUCUUUCUUCCCAUGUAUCACUUUAUAUACAUUUUAUAUAAGUUUGACGGCUUGGAAAUGUGUCUGCAACUUACUAUCUCAUUUCAUGUUAUCAUAGGCUUGGUGAGAGGAAACCUGGUGUUGGAACAU